GAAAGCCCAGUGAGCGGAGGACUAGAGAGAAGGAUGCAUGUCCUGCCCUCUCCUCCUCGCUUGCACACAGAGCUGUCGGAACGCCCCCCUGCCCCGACUCCCGCCGUCUCUCUCUAGGACUCUGGGUCCCUUUCCAGAUGAGGCUCCCGGGAAGCCUGGGCCCCCUGGUCCUCCUGCUGGGGCUGGAGCUGGCCCUAUGCAGGGGCCAGGCGACUUCCCAGUACUGCGGGCCCCAGGGCCAGGCGGAGAGACUGCAUUUUACCAGGCUGGGCAAAGGUCGUUGGCUGGAUCCUCAGGCCCGGCCGCCGGGGUCCCUGGAUCCCCUCUACAGGAUGGUUCGGGGCUUCCUGGACGUGGUGCAGCUGAACCCCUUCCCAGAAGGGUUGGUCCGAGUGGCGCUGAACGAACCCGCCUCCGUCAGAACCUCCGAUGUGGUCCGGUAUGAGGCUGGCUACGUGGUGUGUGCUGUGAUUGCCGCCCUUUUCCUCCUAAUCGUGCCCACUGUCGGGUUUUGCUUCUGUUGUUGCCGCUGCCGUCGGCGCUGUGGGGGCCGGGUCAAGGUCGAGCACAAGUCUAUGGCCUGUGAGAGGGGCAGCCUCAUGACCUUCCUCCUGCUCAUCACUCUUCUCCUGCUGACUGGCGUGGUCUGUGCUUUCAUUACCAACCAAAGGACACAUGAGGAGGUGGGCCCCGGGGUCCGCGCUGUGCCUGGGAUGCUGAACUCCCUCCAAGGCUUGGUCUCUGACGUCCCCAAGGAGCUGCAGGCAGUGGCUGACCAGUUCUCCAUCCCCCAGAAUCGCGUCUUGGACGAACUGGAUGGUGUUGGUGUAAACAUUGGCAGCACCAUCCAUACCCAGCUCAGGGGCACGGUCUAUCCUAUGCUAGCCUCUCUACACAGACUGGGCCAAGACUUGCAAGUUGCUUUGGACCACCUUCAGCUACUCAACUCCAGCACAGUCUAUCUACAGAAUCACCAAGAGCCCCUGGGUUCUUCUCUGCAGGACCACAGGCACAAGCUUCUUUCCCUGCUCCAGGACCCCCAGUGCCAGGGCUGUGCCAGUGUUCUGAGUCACAGCCAGCUCUUGGAACUGGAGGCCAAUUUUAGCCAGGUACCUUCUGUGAUUAGCGUCCUCCAAAAGUUGAAGGGUGUCCCAGAGGCUAAUUUUUCCAACAUGGUUCAGAAGGAUAACAGCACCUUCAAUACACUCCCACUUCUAACAGCUAUGGAGACAGCAGAUGUAGUUCAAGAGCUGAAGGAAGAAGUGACCCAGAUCCCAGAGCAAGUGAGGGGCCUGUCUGAAGGCUUCCCAGGCUCUGAGGCUGCUGACCGCUGGAGGCAGGCUCUGGCAGAGGCAGAGAAUAGUAGCAGACCAUACCUACAUAUGAUCCAGAAAUAUGAGAGAUACAGGUGGGUUGCAGGCUAUGUGCUGUCGUCGGUGGUCCUUUUGGUGGUCAUCUGUAACCUGCUGGGUCUCGGUUUGGGCCUGUGGGGGAUAUCUGCCCGAGAAGACUCCAGCCACACAGAAGCCAAGGGCGAGGCUGGGGCCCAGUUUCUCAUGGCGGGUGUAGGCUUAAGCUUUCUUUUCUCUGGACCCUUCAUCCUCCUUAUCUUUGCCACCUUCCUCCUGGGGGGCAACAUCCAGACGCUAGUGUGCAGAAGCUGGGAGAGCCAGGAGCUAUACCAGUUUGCUGAUACUCCAGGGAACCUGCCGCCAUCCAUGAACCUGUCCCACCUCCUGGGUCUCAAAAAGGACGUCAGCAUCCCCUCUGCCUAUCAGCAGUGUAAGAAAGGUGCUGCUCUCUGGAAAGUUCUCCAGCUUAAUGGCUCCUAUGAUCCAGAAAAGCACCUGGACAUCAAUAAGUACACUGCCCGACUGCAAGAAGAGGUGAGAAAAUUUAGAGUUGAUAUGAAAGAUCUGGACCUUCUCAAUGAAGCUGCAAAAAGAGAUUUAGAAGCCUUCAGAAGCAGUGGGAUUGAGAAGAUUGACUACCCCAGCUUCCUUGCCCAGGUCCAGAAGCCAGUAUUGAAAGUUGACAUCUUGAAGCUAAUCAAAGAACUGGAAAAAUUGGGUCAAGCCCAGACUGAGUCUGCCCUGGGGCAACAGCUGAAGCAGGAGGCUCAGGCUUUGCAAGCUCUUUACCAGGAGAAGAUCCUUCUUCAGCAGGCCCACGCGGUGGCAUUGAAUCGUAGUGUCCAUGCUCUGUCAGCAUCUGCCUCAAACCUCCAGCUGGUGGUUUCAGAAACUCUGGUCAAUGCAAGCAUCCUGAAAACUGAGCUUCCUGUCCGGGCUCACUGGAUUUUGAGGAAUGAAAGUGAAUGCUUCCUGAAUCGAGAAAUGGCAUACUUCAAUCAAUACGGGGACUGGGCUAGAGCGAUGGUUACGGAACACAUUGCCACUUGCCAACCCCUGUCUGGGGCACUGGACAACGGCCGGGUGAUCCUAUGUGACCUUAUCGCUAACCCCUGGAAUGCCUUCUGGUUCUGCCUGGCCUGGUGCACCUUCUUGCUAAUUCCCAGUAUCAUCUUUGCCAUCAAAACCACCAAGCACUUCCGACCUAUCAGAAAACGCUUAAGCUCUACCAGCUCUGAGGAGACCCAGCUUUUUCACAUCCCCAGAGUCACGUCACUGAAACUGUAGGAUCCAGGCUUCUGGGAGGGCCUGGAUUUUUUCCCAGACUACCCUCGCCUGCCCACUGCCAGAGGGUGAGGUGCAAGCUGCUGAUCUCAGAGGGGAGGAGUCCUGUCAGCUUGGACGCCUGUAUCACUUGCC
Molecule: messenger RNA, 2771 nt
Organism: Antechinus flavipes (yellow-footed antechinus)
Lineage: Eukaryota; Metazoa; Chordata; Mammalia; Dasyuromorphia; Dasyuridae
Gene: PROM2
Product: prominin 2
Exons: 24
Coding region: 138-2639 (833 amino acids)
Cellular component (GO): cell surface; cilium; apical plasma membrane
Molecular function (GO): cholesterol binding
Source: RefSeq, a predicted model, not a curated record